Messenger RNA from Plasmodium falciparum 3D7, 2649 nucleotides. It is a transcript of the gene GATB, whose product is annotated as glutamyl-tRNA(Gln) amidotransferase subunit B. Gene Ontology annotation, molecular function: catalytic activity; ligase activity; glutaminyl-tRNA synthase (glutamine-hydrolyzing) activity. NCBI's taxonomy places the organism in Eukaryota, Apicomplexa, Aconoidasida, Haemosporida, Plasmodiidae. The record is from RefSeq and is a predicted model, not a curated record.
AUGUUGGGCCAUGUUUUACAUUUCUAUCAUAUAAUGAUCAGAUAUGUAAUUUUCACCUCUUUUUUUAUGUUGAUAAUACAAUAUCAUUCUUUUAUUACUUGCUUCAAUAUAAACCAUAUCACUAACAACAAUAUUUUGCUCACUCCAACAAAUACAUGUUUACUUAAAAAGGGAAGGAAAAAUGAAUAUCUUAACUUUUAUUGUGAUGGAAUGGGUCAAGUAAAAAAACAUGGAUAUGCAUUGAGAAAAAAUGCUGUAUUUUUUGGUGAUAUAAGAAAUAAAGAAAUAGAAGAAAACACUGUAUCAUAUAUCGAUAAAAAUGUAAAGUGUAAAAUAGGUUUAGAAGUACAUAUACAGCUAAGUACAAAAUAUAAAGCUUUUUGUAAUUGUUUCAAUAUAUCAUCAUUAUAUGGAGAAAAAACAUAUGAAAAAAAUCACAAUGAUUUGAUAGAUUUUAUAAGAGAAAAUAUAUGGAAGCAAAAAAAUGAUCAAUUAGUGAAUGAUCAAUUAGUGAAUGAUCAAUUAGUGAAUGAUCAAUUAGUGAAUGAUCAAUUAGAGAAUGAUCAAUUAGAGAAUGAUCAAUUAGAGAAUGAUCAAUUAGUGAAUGAUCAAUUAGUGAAUGAUCAAUUAGAGAAUGAUCAAUUAGAGAAUGAUCAAUUAGUGAAUGAUCAAUUAGAGAAUGAUCAAUUAGAGAAUGAUCAAUUAGAGAAUGAUCAAUUAGAGAAUGAUCAAUUAGUGAAUGAUCAAUUAGUGAAUGAUCAAUUAGAGAAUGAUCAAUUAGUGAAUGAUCAAUUAGAGAAUGAUCAAUUAGUGAAUGAUCAAUUAGUAAAUGAUCAAUUAUCAAAUGAUCAAUUAUCAAAUGAUCAAUUAUCAAAUGAUAAAGUGAAUAAUGAACAAUUACCAAAUGAUCAUGUACAUAAUGAUCAUGUACAUGAUGAACAAGCACAUAAUGAUAAAGCACCGCAUGAACAUAAAAAUAUACGGCAAUCCAUUUUUAAUAACCAAACUAGAAUAAAGAAAGAUCUAAUAAAGAACAAUACAUCAGACGAUAUUGUUAUAAAGAAAUAUCAUAAUAAUGAAAAUAUGGAACCCAAUAAAUAUAUAUGUAAUACUUGUAUAGGAGAAGUAGGGUCUCUAAAUACAUUAAACAGUACAGCUGUUUUAUUCUCAUAUUUAAUAUCUACCAUUUUUAAUUGUAACUUAAAUAAUAAUAUCUCCUUCGAUAGAAAAAUUUAUAAUUAUUAUGACCUCCCCAAAGGUUACCAGAUUACACAAAAAGAUAACCCUAUUGGAUAUGAUGGAUAUAUAUUUUUGAAUGAAAAAAAAUAUGAUAUAAAAAGUGUACACCUUGAAGAAGAUACCAGUAAAUGUUACUUACAUUUCUCUCAAAAAAAUGAAGAAGGUAAAAAUUUCAAUGAUAAUCAUAAAAACAUAGAGAAACAUGAUAAUGAUACCAUACAUGAUAUAAAUACUAAUCAUAAUAACAUUCAAAAUUUUAAUAUACAUUCAGAAAUAAUUAAUAAUGAACAUUAUGUAACCAAUAAUAAGAACCAGAUACAUAUAAAACCACAUAAAAUAUUACUAGAUUAUAAUAGAUGUGGUGUACCUCUAGUUGAAAUCGUUGUAGAAAAAGCUUACAUGAAUAGCGAAGAAUGCAUAAAUUUACUUAAAGAAAUAAAAAAUAAAGUAUGCUUGUUAGGGGUAUGUGUAGGUAAUAAAGAAAACAUACGUUCAGAUAUUAACAUAUCUUUUGAAUAUGGAAAUAUUAAGAAUGACCGCACCGAAAUUAAAAAUAUUAACAGCUUUACAAAAAUAAGGAAUUAUAUAGAAACAGAAAGGACAAAUUUUAUAAAUUAUAUUAGGAAAAAUAUCAUAAAUAAUGAUAUUGGAAGUGAUCAUAUACACAAUAGAGAUAAUAUAAAUACCUUUUGGAGUAAUAAUAACAUCUAUACAAAAAGCUAUAUAGAUAAUACACAUUUUAUUCUAAGGAAAAAAGAAGCAUAUAAUUAUGUUAAAGAAGGAAAUAUACCUAAAUAUCGAAUAAAUGAUAAUAUUUUGAAAUUAUUAAAAUUUUAUGUCAAUUAUAAAAUAAAAAUUUAUCAAGAUGAAAAAAAAUAUAAUUGGUCAAAACAUUAUUUUCAUGUUUUUUUUAAUGAUCCAUUUUUAUAUAAUUAUUUUAAUGAAUGCUUAAAAUAUGAACAAGAAAAAUAUGUAUCAAAUUUUUUAGUUAAUAUUCUAUUAGAUAUUCUAAAAAAAAAAAAUAUCCUAUCCAAACAAAUAUUAAUCAAACCUAAAGAUUUAUGUUUCCUUAUUAAUUAUGCACAUACAAAUAAUAUAGAUAAUACAUUCUUAAAAUCAUUUAUUUUCCAAUUUAUAGACAAAGAAUUUAAAAGAGAAGAUUUCUACGAACAACUCAAACAUAUAAAUGCAAAUGAUAUUGAACAUACCUUAAUCGAAUUAAUUAAACAAAAUAAACAUUAUUUAAAAUAUGAUCAAAAUAAAAUGUCUAUCAUUAAUCAACAAAAUUUUAAAAACAGAAUUAUCGGAUUAUUAAAAAAUAAAUUCAAUGUACAUACGUCGAAUGUAAUUAUAAAUUAUAAACACGUCAAUGAUUUUAUAUUGAAUUAUAUAAAUAAACAUCUGUUAUAA